GUUGUUUUGUCGUCUGUCCCAGGUAUCCAUUCUACAUGCUGGCCUGCAUCGACACAGACUGGAAGCUGCUGACCUGGCUGAGAUACUCCAUCUGGAUGCCUCUCUACCCUCUGGGGGUGCUGGCUGAGGCUGUAGCUGUGAUCCAGUCCCUGCCUCUCUUCGAUGAGACCCGUCUGUACAGCAUCCCUCUACCUCCGGUCCUGGGCUCGUCCUUCAGCUUUUCCUUCACUCUGAAGAUCUACCUGGCCCUCAUGUUCCUCGGUCUGUUCAUCAACUUCCGCCACCUGUUUCGCCAGAGGAGGAGACGAAUGCGCUCCAGGAAGAGGAACAUGAACUGACGGAUAGAAAGACACCCCUCCCGGUCUCUCCAGUCUCACUGCUGGUUGUCUUUUCACACCUCUCCUCUCCUCACACCCCUCCUCUCCUCACACCUCUCCUCUCCUCACACCUCUCCCGGUCUCUCCAGUCUCACUGCUGGUUGUCUUUUCACACCUCUCCUCUCCUCACACCCCUCCUCUCCUCACACCUCUCCUCUCCUCACACCCCUCCCGGUCUCUCCAGUCUCACUGCUGGUUGUCUUUUCACACCUCUCCUCACCUCACACCCCUCCUCUCCUCACACCUCUCCUCUUCUCA
Oncorhynchus masou masou (cherry salmon) is the source of this 635-nucleotide messenger RNA. RefSeq names its product very-long-chain (3R)-3-hydroxyacyl-CoA dehydratase-like. Gene Ontology annotation, molecular function: 3-hydroxyacyl-CoA dehydratase activity. The record is from RefSeq and is a predicted model, not a curated record. Gene Ontology annotation, cellular component: endoplasmic reticulum membrane. NCBI's taxonomy places the organism in Eukaryota, Metazoa, Chordata, Actinopteri, Salmoniformes, Salmonidae. Gene Ontology annotation, biological process: sphingolipid biosynthetic process; fatty acid elongation; very long-chain fatty acid biosynthetic process. Bases 36 to 338 code for a protein of 100 amino acids. The transcript has 3 exons.